Molecule: messenger RNA, 3600 nt
Organism: Aspergillus tanneri
Lineage: Eukaryota; Fungi; Ascomycota; Eurotiomycetes; Eurotiales; Aspergillaceae
Gene: SMC3
Product: chromosome segregation protein SMC
Exons: 4
Coding region: 1-3600 (1199 amino acids)
Biological process (GO): mitotic sister chromatid cohesion
Cellular component (GO): chromosome
Molecular function (GO): ATP hydrolysis activity; ATP binding; cohesin loader activity
Source: RefSeq, a predicted model, not a curated record
AUGUACGUCAAGCAAAUAAUCAUUCAGGGCUUCAAAAGCUAUAAAGAUCAAACGGUUAUUGAGCCGUUCUCCCCUAAACACAAUGUCAUUGUCGGUCGCAACGGUUCUGGCAAAAGCAACUUCUUCGCGGCCAUUCGUUUCGUCCUAAGCGAUGCCUACACUCAUAUGGGCCGAGAGGAGCGACAAGCCCUUCUACAUGAAGGCUCUGGCUCUGCCGUGAUGUCAGCGUAUGUUGAGAUCAUCUUCGACAAUUCGGACGAUCGGUUUCCUACUGGCAAGCCAGAAGUUGUGCUUCGACGAACCAUCGGGAUCAAAAAAGAUGAAUAUACACUGGAUCGUAAAAAUGCAACGAAAUCCGACGUGAUGAAUCUCCUCGAAUCUGCCGGUUUUUCGCGCUCCAACCCUUACUAUAUCGUUCCGCAGGGUCGUGUGACUGCCUUGACCAAUAUGAAAGACUCAGAGCGCCUGAACUUGCUAAAGGAAGUGGCAGGAACACAGGUUUACGAAGCACGCCGUGCCGAAUCUCUGAAAAUCAUGCACGAGACCAAUAACAAGCGAUCCAAGAUUGACGAAUUGUUGGAUUUUAUCAACGAACGUCUUUCCGAGCUUGAAGAAGAGAAGGAUGAGCUGAGGAACUAUCAAGACAAAGACAAAGAAAGAAGAUGCCUGGAAUACACAAUCUACUCGCGCGAGCAGCAUGAGAUCUCCAGCUUUCUCGAUAGCCUGGAGGAGCAAAGGCAAACUGGCGUUGAAGAUACCGAUCUCAACCGUGAUCGAUUUAUCCAGGGGGAGAAAGAAAUGGCGCAAAUUGAUGCGGAAAUUGCGGAAUGCAAACAGCAAAUCGAAUUCUUGAGAGUAGAUAAAUCGCAACUAGAAGAUGAACGUCGCGAAGCAUCGAAGGCUCUUGCGCAGGUAGAAUUGCAGGCCAAGUCUCUUUCUGACAAUCAAGCUGCAGCCCAGGAUUUGAAACAGCGCCAUGAUGAGGACCUGCAGUCUGUCCACGCUGCAAUCGACCAGCGCGAAAAGGAGCUCCAAGAACUUAUUCCCCGCUUCAAUUUGGCCAAGGAUCAGGAAGAUGCGGUCAAGGCACAGCUUACUGAAGCUGAGACAUCACGCCAGAGACUGUAUGCAAAGCAGGGCCGGAACUCGCGCUUUAGGAAUAAGUCAGAACGCGAUAGGUGGCUCCAGGCAGAAAUCAAGGAUAACUACACCUCUAUAUCAACUGUACAAGGUGUUGUAGCGCAGACUCAGGAUGACAUCAAGGAGCUCGAAAAUGAGAUAGCUCUUUUGGAACCAGAGACUGAACGGUUACGCAAACAAAUUGACGGCCGAGGCGUCACGAUUCAGUCUGUGGAGCAAGAAGUUCAAAAUGCAAAAGAUGAGAGGGACCGGCUGAUGGACCAAAGGAAAGAGCUGUGGAGGGAGGAAGCGAAGCUGGACUCGAUUUUGUCGAACGCUUCAAACGAAGUUGACCGAGCGGAACGGAAUCUCUCUCAGAUGAUGGACCACAACACGAGUCGCGGAAUUGCGGCUGUUCGCAGAAUCAAGCGUCAACACAAUAUUGAAGGUGUUUACGGUACAUUGGCCGAACUCUUCGAUGUGAGUGACAGAUAUAGAACAGCAGUCGAGGUUACUGCUGGCCAGAGUCUGUUCCAUUACGUUGUUGACACGGAUGAAACGGCCACGAAGGUCCUUGAGAUCCUCCAGCAGGAAAAGGCGGGAAGGGUCACCUUUAUGCCUCUGAAUAGGUUACGAUCGAGGCCUAUCAACAUGCCCAGGGCCAGUGAUACCAUUCCUAUGAUUGAAAAGUUACAGUAUGAUCGAGCAUAUGAGAAAGCUUUUGUCCACGUUUUUGGCAAGACAAUCAUAUGUCCGAACCUGCAGGUUGCAGCACAGUAUGCUCGGAGUCACGGUGUUAAUGCUAUUACCCCUGAAGGUGAUCGUUCAGAUAAGAGAGGUGCUCUUACUGGUGGUUUCCAUGAUUCACGUCAAUCGCGGCUUGAUGCGGUGAAAAACCUGGCAAAGUGGAGAGAUGAAUAUGAGUCAAAGAGGGGUCGUGGUGUGGAAAUCCGGGCCGAGCUAGAAAAAAUGGAUCAAAUCAUCACCAGAGCUGUUGGUGAGUUGCAAAAACUAGAGCAGCAAAGACACCAAGUCCAAAAUAGCAGCGGUCCCCUGCGCCAAGAGUUAAGAGGCAAGCGCGAUCUUCUCCAGAAGAAGAUCGAUAAUCUUGAUGCCAAGCGGCGUGCUCUCCGAAACAUUGAAGGUAACCUGGCCGCUUUGACCGAUCAGGUUAAUGCGUUUGAAGCGGAAUUAAGCUCUCCCUUCCAAAAGGCACUGAGCAAUGAGGAAGAAACUCGCCUUGAACAUCUAAAUGCUGCUGCCCAGGAACUUCGUCGGCAAUAUCAAGAGCUGUCAAGUCAACGCAGUGAUCUGGAGGGUCGGAAAUCCAUCCUAGAAGUAGAACUGCGGGAAAAUCUGAACCCCCGUCUUGACCAGCUUGUCAGUCAAGAUCCUGAUAUGGUUGACGAUGACGGCCAAGGCAACUUGAAAGAGACUCAACGCGAAAUGAAGCGCCUUCAUAAGGCUUUAGAGAAGCUUAGUCAACGUCUUCAACAAGUCGAUGACUCGAUCGACCAAACGAACGGCCAAGUUACCGAUCUCCAACAGCGAAAUGCGGAAACACGACGGGAAUUAGAGGAAUUAGCUAAAUCGAUCGAAAAGCAUCAGCGUCGUAUGGAAAAGAGCAUGCAGAAGAAAGCUGCCCUAACAAAGCAGGCAGCUGAAUGUGCGGCCAACAUUCGUGACCUGGGUGUUCUACCAGAUGAAGCGUUUACGAAGUACAAAAACACAGACUCUAACACUGUCGUGAAACGGCUACACAAGGUCAACGAGGGUCUCAAGAAGUACUCCCAUGUUAACAAGAAAGCAUUUGAGCAAUAUAACAGCUUUACGAAACAACGUGAGGUGCUUACAUCGCGAAGAGAAGAGCUAGAGGCCUCCCAGAAGUCGAUCGACGAUCUAAUCAACGUGCUCGAUCAAAGAAAAGAUGAAGCCAUCGAGCGCACCUUCAAACAGGUCUCACGAGAGUUUGCGAAUGUCUUCGAGAAGCUCGUUCCCGCAGGCCGAGGGCGGUUGAUCAUUCAACGAAAGACCGACCGUGCUCUCAGGCCAGAGGAUGAUAUGGAGUCCGAGGAUGAAGAGGCACGUCAAAGUGUCGAAAACUACGUUGGAGUUGGAAUCAGUGUCAGCUUCAACAGUAAGCAUGAUGAACAACAGCGUAUCCAGCAGCUUAGUGGCGGACAAAAGAGUCUUUGUGCCUUGGCAUUGGUCUUUGCCAUCCAGGCCUGUGACCCAGCGCCGUUCUAUUUAUUCGAUGAGAUCGAUGCCAACCUCGAUGCGCAGUACCGGACUGCUGUUGCCCAGAUGCUGAAAUCCAUAUCUGACUCAACAAAUGGGCAAUUCAUUUGUACAACCUUCCGGCCGGAGAUGCUGCAUGUAGCAGAGAAAUGCUACGGUGUCAGUUUCCGGCAGAAGGCCAGUACGAUCGAUGUCGUGUCGAGAGAAGAAGCUCUUAAGUUCGUUGAAGAGCAGAAGACGUGA